Molecule: messenger RNA, 429 nt
Organism: Meloidogyne enterolobii
Lineage: Eukaryota; Metazoa; Nematoda; Chromadorea; Rhabditida; Meloidogynidae
Source: the annotation of a GenBank genome assembly
AAUGAAAUUAUUAAUUUCUGUCUUCAUUGGCUUUUUGGCCAUUUCUAUAUCCUUACAAGAUGAUGUAGCAACACCAGCUGCGGAGUUUCCUGAUUUCUGUAGCAAUCCAAGUCUUAACAAGAACGCAAAAGUAAAAGCUUGCUGUAUGGCAGUUACAGAGGCAGCAAAUGCUGGAACAUAUAAAGGUGCGGAUGGACCAGUACCGGAUAAAUGUACUCUAAGAAGUUGUGGACGUAAGUUGUGGACGUGUUUGCAAUCGCUUUUUCAACCAAAAAGGAAAUGAUGUGACAGAGAUGCCAGAAAGCACAACAACCGAAAGUGAGUCUUCAGAAGAAUGUGAAUGUGGAGAUUCAGAGGAUGAAACUACAACAGAAGCUCCACCAACUCCACGAAACCCAUACCCAUCUGGACCAGAACCAUCCACACCAG